UUUCAGAUAUAUAUAGCUUCACCCAGCUUUAGCAAUUGAUCCAUUGCAGUCCUGUAUUCCUCAAGAGGCGCAAAGGCCAGGGGGUUCUCAAACACAAAUACAUGGAGGUAAUAUUUUCUGCUGCCAUUGGUGAGCUUGCCAGUAGAUCCAUAUCUUUCCUGCUGGACAGAUACUUGAAGCAGCGGACGGCUGCGACAACUGAGGAGGAGAGGCUGCACAGCCUGCAACGGCUCCUACUGCGGCUUCAUGUCGUCGUCGAGGAGGCAGAUGACCGGCUCAUCACAAACCAGGCCAUGCUGCGGCAACUCAGCAUACUGAAAAAGGAGAUGUACAGAGGAUAUUACACCCUCGACGUCUUCAGUUGCCGAGCUCAUGGAGAAGGAAAGACAAAAGAUCAUGAAGUCAACUACUCUUUUGCCCCAUCUAUGUUCAACCCUGCAAAGCGUGUAUGUUUCUGCAGAGGCAACAGUGAAGGUGCAACACAAGCUGAGCUGCUGGAGCAAGUUCUUGGCAGCAUAAGGAACACCAUUGAAGAUGUGGGCGAGUUCAUCAUGUUUCUAAACAGAUGUCCACGUUUGACCCGCCAACCCUACAACAUGUAUAUUCUGUUGAACAAGUGCAUGUUCGGACGCCAAAUGGAGAUGGAACAUAUUAUUCACUUCCUGUUGCAGGCGGAGACUGCUCCCGGUGCCGCUGGUAAUCCGGCUGUCCUGCCGCUCAUCGGUCCCGGAAAAGUUGGAAAGAGCACCCUGAUCGAGCAUGUGUGCGAUGAUGAAAGGGUGCGCAACCACUUCUUUCAGAUUUUGUGUUUCAGUGGAGAUGAUCUAAAAGAUGCAAGUGUAGAGACCCUAAAAGAUGGAGGUAGAAUCAAGCAUCAAAACCGUGGCAUGGGCGGUGGAAGGACAUUGAUCAUCAUUGAGCUAUUUCUGGAUAUCGACAAGUCUGAAUGGAAAAGGUUGUAUUCAGCUGCGAGAAGUUGCAUCGGAAAGGGCAGUAAGAUCAUAAUCAUGAGCCGGUCCGACAAGAUUGCAAACUUUGGAACCACAGUACCCCUCAGAUUACAGUUCUUUACUCAAGAAGCAUACUGGUACUUCUUCAAGGUGCAUGCUUUUGGGAGCACAAGCGCGGAGGACCACCCGAAGCUCGCAGCAAUGGCCAUGGAGAUGGCCAGGCUGAUGAAUGGGUGCUUCAUGGCUGCAACCAUUUUCAGUGGACUACUGAAAGCAAAUUUUAACCCCCGUUUCUGGAGCAUGGCUCUUGCAUUCCUCAGGAAUAUGAUACAGACAAAUUUUUCGCUGUAUGGUGAACAUUUCACUGAUCCUUGGCAGAUGGCAGAGCCGGUAUAUCUUAGGAGAGCAAAGGGAACUUCCUCUGAAUGCUUGGUGAUGUUUGGUGAGACAUGUUCUGCUGAAACCGGACCUGAAGAUCCUGAGAUGAUGAGCAUGCAAGAUCUUCUAUUUGGAAGUGUCAGGCCUCGUGGGAAAUUCAAGGUCCAUGCAUGGACAUCUCACCUGCCGCCUCACUACAACUACAUUGUUCACUGUGAGAUACGGAGGCCACAUCGCAUGGUUAUAAAGACCGACCGCUUUUAGAAUAGUAGCUGCUGAUCAAUUGUCUAAUAUUUCAUCAACCGAUGAUUUGAAUUGCACUCAUCCAACACUCGAAGCUCAUGCAUGGUUUAUGAUAGAGCUGUUACUGUUUUCCUUACUGAAUACCAUAUUUUCUCUUCUUUUAUCUUGUGUGCUGACUAGUGAGAAGCCGUACAGGUUUCUUUCACCAUUUAGA
Triticum aestivum (bread wheat) is the source of this 1785-nucleotide messenger RNA. RefSeq names its product disease resistance protein RGA2-like. The record is from RefSeq and is a predicted model, not a curated record. Bases 102 to 1592 code for a protein of 496 amino acids. NCBI's taxonomy places the organism in Eukaryota, Viridiplantae, Streptophyta, Magnoliopsida, Poales, Poaceae. Gene Ontology annotation, molecular function: ADP binding. The transcript has a single exon.